Molecule: messenger RNA, 177 nt
Organism: Dentiscutata erythropus
Lineage: Eukaryota; Fungi; Glomeromycota; Glomeromycetes; Diversisporales; Gigasporaceae
Source: the annotation of a GenBank genome assembly
AUGUUGUGUGGUAGUCUCCAGGCAGUUGGUACUAUCAAGCGUGAACAAGAUUAUAAGUGGAGCGGCCCAUCUUCUAACUUACACACACUAAAUAAUUCUAAUAACAAAGAAAUCAUACUUAACGUUAUAUUCAUUAGUUUAACAACAUUGCUUGAACAUAUAAAUAGAUCUGAUUAA